Messenger RNA from Gasterosteus aculeatus aculeatus (three-spined stickleback), 1267 nucleotides. It is a transcript of the gene fam180a, whose product is annotated as family with sequence similarity 180 member A. NCBI's taxonomy places the organism in Eukaryota, Metazoa, Chordata, Actinopteri, Perciformes, Gasterosteidae. The record is from RefSeq and is a predicted model, not a curated record.
GUCCGUCGCCGACGUAUCCGGACAAAGUCAGGGAGCUCCUCCAGCCAGUAGCUGAGAGGAAAACCCAGCCAAGAAAUCCUGAGGAGUUCCAGAUGAGAGCUCGGACAGCCAAGAGAACACACACACACACACAGAAAUAAAAACAAAAAGAGGGGGAGAGCGGACGGAUGGAGGGAGGUGGCAAUGAACAAAAAAAAAAAAAAUGCAAGAAAUGAAGGAAUUCUGCUCGGUAUAAAACUCCCCAGUCGGAGCGUUUUCAUCCAGCGUUGGGAAGCGGCUCUCCUGAGAGGACCGUGUGUGUCGAUCUGUGUGUGUGUGUGGGUGGGUGUGUGGGGGGGGGGGUCAACAUGACUCACUGGUGGGUUCUGCUCGCCAUUGCUCACCUGUCCGUGUACCUGACAGCCAGUCAGCACCACAGCAAAGCGCUGUACCCGUCCGUGUAUCGGGUAAAGCGCGGGGCGUAUUGGCUGAUCAACCCCACGUUCCAGUCAUCCGAGGAGGACGUCAACCUACUUUUCGAGAUGCUGCUCGGCGGAAUGCAGAUCCAAGACGGGCAGCGCGACUUGCUGAUCGCCGACGCGGAGCUGGCCUCCCUGAGGAGCGUGGACAAGCUGGAGGUCAUCUGCGAGGACGUCCUGCCCAAGAGCCUCCCGGACAUCCGGCGCCUGACGGCGGAGCUCGCCCGGCGCCGGCGACCCUUGAGCUGGCAGGACUUCGAGAGGACGGUGCUGACCCUGGUCUACGCCGCUCAGACCCUGGCUCGGGGCGGCGGCCAACAGCGGAGGGAGGCGUGGACGGACGCCGUCACGCAGCUGUUCGGGGCCCUUCAGAAGGACCUCGGAACCUCCUGAGGAGGAUUGGGUUUUAUACAAAAACACAGUGCUCAAUUGUACGCUUUAUUCAGCUUAACAUUUUAUUAUAUAUCGAUAUAUAAAACAUCAUCAUUUUUGUUACAAUGAGAAUAUCCGGCGUCGUUGAGACAAAUAUGAAAAAUGUGUUUGUUCUUUAAGAAACGUAAUCAGAUUCGGUUCGUCUACCUACUUCCAGAACUUUAUUUAGUAGAGAUGAAGACAGGAAACCGCGGAGCGGGACAAGGACGCCUUGAGACAAAGGCGCCUGGGAGGCUCCGAUUUAAUCGCUUUGUCAAUUGUUUUACUGCUCAUUUGUGUUCAGUCCUCUACUGUUUGGAAGUGUAAUGAAUUGUGUUUAAUCCACCCUACGUUAUGUGGAAAUGAAAUAAAAGCUUUGUGUGUGUGAGCAAGCAGAA